Molecule: messenger RNA, 3112 nt
Organism: Aspergillus steynii IBT 23096
Lineage: Eukaryota; Fungi; Ascomycota; Eurotiomycetes; Eurotiales; Aspergillaceae
Gene: sey1
Product: dynamin-like GTPase SEY1
Exons: 4
Coding region: 310-2880 (856 amino acids)
Biological process (GO): endoplasmic reticulum membrane fusion
Cellular component (GO): endoplasmic reticulum
Molecular function (GO): GTPase activity; GTP binding
Source: RefSeq, a predicted model, not a curated record
CCGGCCACCAGAUCAGAUCAUUAUUGCCGACAGCUGUCUUGUGAUUCUCGCUUCUACUCCCCAUUUUUCGGCCUACAGCUUACCGUCGCUUCGUUUGAUUCCCCUUACAUUCAUUCGGCCUCGCCCCAUCUCUACUUCGCCACUUCCGCACCCUGACGUUAUUCCUAAUCAACCCCCUCAAAUCCGCCGCGGACAGUGCUUCUUUCCUCGCGACCCACGAAUUUCGCACCUCGAGUGUUCGGAACGGAGGUUAUUCUCAACACUGAAAUCCUUACGACUAGGUAGGAGCCCGACGGCCACCCUGCCAACAUGGCAACCAAUGGCCACUUUGCCGCCAUAGGGGUCGAAGGUAGCGAUGAGACGGCCUACGAGCAUGGCGUGCAAGUGAUCGACGGGGACAAGGAAUUCAAUCCGAAUUUGUCCCAGUACUUGGGAAUCGAGAAUGUCACCCCCGCCGGCUUCAACUACCACCUUAUCUCGGUCUUCGGCUCGCAGUCGACCGGUAAAUCCACCCUGCUCAACCAUCUCUUCGGCACCCAUUUCUCGGUCAUGUCCGAGCUGGAGAGACGACAGACCACCAAGGGUAUCUGGAUGUCCAAGAACAAGAAUGAUGAAUCCACGAUGGCAGACAACAUCCUAGUUAUGGAUGUCGAGGGUACUGAUGGCCGCGAGAGAGGCGAGGACCAGGACUUUGAGCGCAAGUCCGCCCUCUUUGCGCUGGCGACAAGUGAAGUCCUUAUUGUCAACAUCUGGGAGCACCAGGUCGGUCUGUACCAAGGCGCAAACAUGGGACUACUCAAAACUGUGUUUGAGGUCAACCUGCAGCUGUUUUUGAAGGACAAGAAUACCACCCACCGAUCCCUCCUGUUUUUCGUCAUUCGUGACUUCGUCGGCACCACACCACUCAAGAACCUGGAAAAGACCCUGAUGGAAGAUAUGUCCCGCUUGUGGGAUUCGAUAUCCAAGCCCCCCGGCCUGGAGAAUGCGAACGUACAUGAAUACUUCGACUUCCAGUUCUAUGGCCUUCCGCAUAAAAGCUACCAGCCGGAGCAGUUUGUGACCGAGACGAAGAAGCUAAGUUUGCGCUUCCGGGACGGCCAGAAGGACCCCAGCUUGGAUGCCCAGAAGGGCGAGUUCUCCGAAGGAGGCGUGUUCCUCCCGGAGUAUCACAGACGCAUCCCGGCGGAUGGAUUCUCAAGAUACGCAGAGGGGAUUUGGGAACAAAUCGUCCACAAUAAGGAUCUAGAUCUUCCCACACAGCAAGAAUUACUGGCGCAAUUCCGUUGCGACGAGAUCCUGAGGGACGUUAUGGUUGCGUUCGAUGAAGCCAUCAUUCCGUUCGAAGACAAGCAGUCUCAAGCCUCUCGUCUCGGUGAGCCCGAGAUCCUUGGAGGUUUAGGAGCUGCGAUGCGAUCGUCGCGAUCCAAGGCCCUGAAGAACUUCGAGACUGCCGCCAGUCGGUACCACAAGGGCGUCUAUCAGCGCAAACGGGCCGAACUGGAAGGCAAGGUCGAUACUCGUCUGAAGGCACUGUUCCAAGGCCAGCUCAACGCAACCCACAAGUCCGGCAUCAGCGAGUUCAGCGAGGCAGUGUCUUCGGCAGUCAAGUCAGGACAGAAGAAGGGCACUGGCUACGACUUUGCCGAGAUUGUCAACGAGGAGACGCAGAAGGCAAUGGAGAAAUUUGAAGAAGUUGCACGUGCCACCGUGAUGGAGGGUACCUCCUGGAGUGACUACAAGCAGGAAUUGGCCCUGUAUGAAAAAGAGCUCGCCGAAGUUAGUGCUCGGCUGCGACGGGAUGAGAUGCGACGCCUGGCGACCCGGGUUGAGCGGUGGGUUCAUUCCCGCCUGGGCGAGUCUGUAGGCCUCGAGUUCAACGCGCUGGGCUCGGGUCGGGCUGGUGGCGGUGCUCCGGAAGCCGGCGACAAGCCGAUCGAGAAGCAGUUCUGGGAUCGGGUGUGGAACGUGUUUGUCGAAACGGUUCUUGACGCCGAGCGCAGAUUCACCGACCGCGCUAGCAGCUUCGAUGCCAGCUUGGAGGAGGUCGAUGUUGGUCUCUGGAGGCUCCGAAGGAAGUCGUGGGGCGUACUGCGUGCGAAGAUCGACGAGGAGAUGAUCGAGGGUAACUUGUUACUGAAGCUUCGCGAGAACUUCGAGGACAAGUUCCGCUACGACGAGGCCGGAGUCCCCAGAAUCUGGCGUCCCACCGACGACAUCGAAGGCAUCUACACUCGCGCUCGUGAAUCGACCCUCACCCUGAUCCCGCUCCUUUCCAAAUUCCGUCUGGCCGAGACGUCUGCUGCACCUCCGCUGGACCGCUGGGUUGGACAUACGCCCAGCUCUGCCACCGCGGCCGACGAGGAAGACUUGCCGCCCAUUGGCGGAGUUGAUGAAGAAGAGGGCAAGAGUCUGGAGGAAGAGAUGACCAUCCUUAGCGAUGCGAAGCGACAGGAGCUCACCGUCCGGUUCAAGAAGGCCGCAGACGGCGUGUACGUCGAGGCGAAACGCAGCGCCAUCGGCGGCAUGACGCAAGUUCCCCUGUACUUUUACGGUAUUCUCCUUGCCCUCGGCUGGAACGAGAUCCUGACUGUUCUCCGUAACCCGGCUUACUUCUUCCUGCUCUUUGUCUGCGCGAUCGGAGCCUACGUGACCUACCAACUGAACCUGUGGGGCCCCAUCAUGAAGAUGACCGAAGCUGCGUCGAACCAGGCCUUGACCGAGGGCAAGAAGCGCCUGCGAGAGUUCCUCGAGUCGUCAGACACGGGGCGACAGGCCAUUGCCAUGUCGACCCCGGGAGGCAGCUCAGGACGCGCAGGGGAGCAGCACGAGAUGUCGAACCUCAACAAGCAGGGGAAGGUGGCGGAGGAGGAUGACUUGUAAGUUGCGAUGAAUAGAACUGUAUAAGGGUCGGGAUCGUGUCUUUUCUGUGUAUUGUUUACCUGCUGGAAUUUUAGCAUUUGACCGAGUAGAAGCGGUGCAUUCAUUGUCUGCGCAGAUAGAGAGAGAUUAAUGGAAUCGACGUCAUGUGUAGAAGAUGUGAGGCGUUGGCGUCGGACUUACUCCGCUGUUCCCCACUUCACGCCUUUCGCUUCUCCUCCUUUCUCUUCUUCAU